Molecule: messenger RNA, 6518 nt
Organism: Camelus dromedarius (Arabian camel)
Lineage: Eukaryota; Metazoa; Chordata; Mammalia; Artiodactyla; Camelidae
Gene: ST3GAL1
Product: ST3 beta-galactoside alpha-2,3-sialyltransferase 1
Exons: 10
Coding region: 1162-2190 (342 amino acids)
Biological process (GO): sialylation
Cellular component (GO): membrane
Molecular function (GO): beta-galactoside (CMP) alpha-2,3-sialyltransferase activity
Source: RefSeq, a predicted model, not a curated record
GCUUCCCCGGCUCCAGCCUCCGCCGGCGGAGCUCCACUAUGCCAGACAGUUUCGACACUUUGCAAAGACAAAGACCAGAGGGAGGAGGAAGAGGAGGACGGCGAGGAAGAGGAGGAGGAGAGAGAGAAGGAAAGGGCUAUGUGAGCUGGGAAGGGGGCGAGUAUCCCGGACACUCACCUUUUAUUCUUCUCCGAGUCCUCUCAUCGCCUCAAGCCCCGGAAACUUCCGCGUGUCUCCAGCCACGGCCGAGCUCCUCGAGGGUGUGAACGACACCGUCGCUUACCUCUGUCUCUGGCACUUGGCUCUGUGCGUGAAACAGAAUAGGGGUUUAUUGACAACGUAUUUGAUGUAUCAGUCACUGGACUCAAUCUUUCUGACGUGGAAAUGCCCGCAGAAGUAAUUAGCAUCUCCAGGAGCUGUGGUGAGGAGACGGCUUGAGGUCUGCAGCCGGGACAGACAUCUGGGGACCAGAGAUGGACACUCCCUCACCCCACUGAGAUGAAGAAACUGAGGCUCAGAGAGGUUAAGGAACGCCCCCAAGGUCACACAGCUGAUGACAGACAACCCUCGGUGCCCUUGUCAAGCCAGCCACUUCGGCACCACACCUCUGGUGACAGCACGGGCAAGACCAAGUUCUAAUUAAGGAUCAUCCCGCACCAUCGUUUCCAAAGGACAGUGGCAAAGGCAGCCUCCCUCUGUCCUGCACCGUGACGCUUCCUUCGAGGUCCUCACCUCCGAGGGACCCUAGACUGUCACAAGGAUUAAUUACACUUCAACCCCUUUGGUUGGAAAAGGAAAUCACUGUUAUUAAGUUUGAUUAAAGCUUCAUCAAGAGACAUUAUCGGCUGUUUAAGAGUUGCUGACAAAGCAAGCAUCUUUAUUUCCCGAAAAGACAAAUUGUAUGUCAGCAGAGCCAACCCACCACAAGUGGUCCACUUAGCCUUUGAAUGGCACGGGUGGUGUCCAGCACUGCCAGGUGGCCGUCGCCCCGUGGAAGCGAAGUUGGCUGUGGGAAGCUUUGAGGCUCCCUGGGAGUCCCUGCCUUGCCUUGUGAUCGAGCUUCUGUCUCUGGACUCUUUCUCCCGAGCUCCUCCUCGGUUAGGUGUGAUUUGCUCCAGCCCAUCCCUGGGAGGCACCCACCACCCCAUCGGGAAACCAGAAAUGGCGGCCCCGAGGAAAAAAACUCUCAAAGUCCUCACCUUCCUUGUGCUCUUUAUCUUCCUCACCUCCUUCUUCCUGAACUACUCCCACACCAUGAUGACCACCAUCUGGUUCCCCAAGCAGAUGGUCACUGAGCUCUCGGAGAACUUGAAGAGGCUCAUGAAGUACUCCAACCGGCCCUGCACCUGCGCCCGCUGCAUCGGACAGCGGAAGGUCUCCUCCUGGUUCGAUGAGAGGUUCAACUGGUCCAUGCAGCCGCUGCUGACGGCCAAGAACGCGCUCCUGGAGGAAGGCACUUACAGCUGGUGGCUGAGGCUCCAGCGGGAGAAGCAGCCCAGUAACCUGAACGACACUGUCAAGGAGCUCUUCCAGGUGGUGCCUGGGAAUGUGGACCCCCUGCUGGAGAAGAGGUCGGUGGGCUGCCGGCGCUGUGCCGUCGUGGGCAACUCGGGCAACCUGAAGGGCUCCUGGUACGGGCCUCAGAUAGACAGUCACGACUUCGUGCUGAGGAUGAACAAGGCCCCCACCGUGGGGUAUGAGGCCGAUGUCGGGAGCAAGACCACCCACCACCUCGUGUACCCCGAGAGCUUCCGGGAGCUCGCAGAGAACGUCAGCAUGGUCCUGGUCCCCUUCAAGACCACCGACCUGGAGUGGGUGAUCAGCGCCACCACCACGGGCACCAUCUCCCACACCUACGUUCCUGUCCCCACGAAGAUCAAAGUGAAAAAGGAUAAGAUCCUGAUUUACCACCCGGCCUUCAUCAAGUACGUCUUCGACAACUGGCUGCAGGGCCACGGGCGGUACCCGUCCACCGGCAUCCUCUCGGUCAUCUUCUCGCUGCACAUCUGUGAUGAGGUGGAUUUGUACGGCUUCGGGGCAGACAACAAAGGGAACUGGCACCACUACUGGGAGAACAACCCAACGGCAGGAGCUUUUCGAAAGACCGGGGUACACGAUGGGGACUUUGAGUCCAACGUGACGGCCACCUUGGCAACCAUCGACAAAAUCCGGAUAUUCAAGGGGAGAUGACGCUGUGAAGUGUCAAGGACUGAUGCGCCAGAGCACGCCUCUCCGUGUCCUGUCCCAGCUUCUUGCCGGAGCCGUUCGGUUCUGGGAACUUUGAGGGCCAGCCCCAGGGGUGUGCCCAGGUGCCCCUUGAGCCUCUUGCACCCCAACAUUUGGCAGUAUCUACUCAGCAAGGUCGCCAAGCCCUGCCAGGGCUGCAGAGCAAAUCUCAGGACCAGUCUCGGGUGGGGAGAACCCCCUCACUGCUGUCCCAGGCUGGGAGGAGGUGGGGAGACAGGAGACAGGUCCAAUCUGAAGAUCCCCACGUUCUAAAGGAAAGGAUGGUUUCCUGGGGAGGAUGCCCAGAGACUCCUCUCUGCCGAGGGGUCCAGGGCCAGCACUUUGAUUCUCUCUGGGACGUUCCUGAGGGUGACCUCCAGGACAGCCACGGGGAGACAGGUGGGCACUGGGGGAGAUGACGGCUUUCUCUGCAUGGUGCCCGGCCUCUCACCAGGCAUGGCCACUCCACCUCCCCUUUCUGCCCAAAGCUCAUAGGAGAGGCUCACCACCCCAAAGGUCUUCAGAGCCACUAAGUGUUUCUGACUCCAGGAGACGUCCUCUUCCCAGCAUGACGUUCUCCUGAGUAACCAAUCUUUGUGGUUGUAAUGAUGGCCAAGAGCAGAUCUGACUACUUCCAUGUGCCUUUGUAUUUGGGGGAGAAAUGCAUGCACUGGCUGAAAUGAGGCAAAAGCCCUUACGUGGCAAAGGGGACCUGGCCAUGCUGUCCCCUUGCUCUGUAGCUCCGACAGCUUUUCUAGUUUCCUGAGCCAGCGCCAAAGUUGCACCAAAGCUUGGAUGAUACUCAGCUCCGCGCAGAAGCCCGUCAGCCGUGGACGGUCCAUUCUUAUUUUCACAAACUGUAACCUUCCAAAGCCACACAGAGGGCCUCCACCAGCCGGCAGGUUCCCCAAGGGUCGACGCUCUGGGCCAGGUCCCUGCUGGCCACCUGCGCGGCAUCCCAGGGGUUGGGGGUCAUCCUAGGAACGUGACCGUCAGAGGGGGGAAGUCAUACCUCAUCCUUCACUGUCCAGCUGCUCUUUCUUCUGUGUCAGCCCUCCUGAUUAUUUAUUGUUUUGUUUUGAUUCUGAAAUCCAGCUGAUGUCUGCACUUUGUGGCUCUGUUGAUCUGGCUUCACCUGGCAGCCGGGGAGUGGGUGCUUGAAGCAAAUUUUGUAGGAAUUCUAGGAGUUGAGGUUCAGGGGUGUCUAGGGUUUGAGGGCAAAUCCUGGGGUGUCAGGAUGGGAGGUUUGCAGAAUGCUCUGUACCUCCUCCCCUUCCCGCCCUGCCUCUCUUCUUUCUCAUUGUGGACUUGGAUUCAGUCUCAGGCUAGGAAUCCCCAACCUAGUGGGACUUCCUUGGGGCUGGGUGGGGAGUAGCGUCACAGGCAUGAGAGGACAGUGAGUGUUGGCUCAGUUACCGAUAUUUACUCCAAAAAACAAAAACAACAACAACAACCACCAUUUUUCCUGUUGAGAGCCUUACCUAAAAGGCCCCUGAUGCUCUGAGGGGGUGUGACUGUUUCCUGGUGGAGGGUGAAGCCAGGGCUGCCUCUGCCGCUCCCUGCAGCCCUCAGGUGAGCCCUGCUCUCCUCGGCCUCAGUUUCUUUCUCUGCAAACGGGGAGAGGGUGAUUGAUGAGAGGUCGUGGGCCGCAGAUGGCACCAGGCAUUCACAGGGGUCCCUGGAAUCCACAUGCCACAUUUGGUUUUCCCUGAUUCUCUGUAUAUGAGUAUUUUCCUGAGGAGUCUUUUCAUAGUUUUUGUUAGAUUCUCAAAGAUACAGAAUCCAGAAAGUUUUGAAAAACAAAUAAUCAAACAAACAAAAAUCUACUCCAACUUUAAAAUUCUCCAAAACUGAAGACCCUCUUGACUGAUAAGGGCUCCUCAAGGGCCGUGAGGUCAGAUUUCGAACAUAAACCCUCGGAGGCUGCGGAGGACGGUGCUUGGCGUGAGGAGCUGAGCGAGCGUGCGCCGGCCGGCUGGUGCAGCCCGGGACAAUCUUUGAGGAAAUGGACCCUGAUGCAGGGAGCAGCUGGGCUGACCCCUGAGCUCUGGCUUCUCCCGAAAGCCAAGUCUGUUUGGGGAGGACGGACUGAGAGGGAGGACUCUGCUUCUCUGGGCUGUGCCGAGUCAGGACAGGCCCCUGGAGUGAGGAGGUAUCCACGGCUGAGCUGCGUGCUGCCUGGGCCAGUUGCCUGGUCCCCGUCCCAUCUCUCUUUCCCUCCCACUUGACUGUUCAAGCCCCGAGAGGCUUUCUGGCCUGUGGAUCCAGCUCUCCCAUUUUACAGGUGAGAAAAGCAAGACCAGAGAAGGGAAGUGACUUGCCAAAGUGAACCAAGUGUGACAAACAGCACAAGUCAAACAGAAUUUGAGUCAAAAGAGGACGCUAUUGGCUCCGUGUUUAAAACAUCUAGCAUCAGGCUUUCCCAACCGGGCUCAUCCAGCCCCUCCAAGAACUGCAGGCCGUGUGGAUGUCUGACUCUGCUCUGCCUCACCACCAGCAUCAUUCUCACUCUGCCCAGGUUGGGCGGCAGCUGCUGCCUCCCCACCACCCUGCCCGGGGAGGCGGCGACGUCAUGCUUUCCCAUAACCCCAGCAGACAUCUCUGUGUCUCACUAGCUUAACAACAGCCGCCUCACUAAAUAAAAGCCAGCCAUUGUGGCCGGGAUUCAUACACCAUUGCCUUAAACCAGUGAGGACCACAGCCGGGGUAACGGUGGCCGGGCACUGGACGAGAGUGUUUCCCAUGUGGAUCUGGCCAUCAGCAGGAGGACGGGAGGCAUCCACGCAGGGAGGCUCUUGCGUGUCCAUCAUACGCACUUGGGCUCCCCGGGGCCCUGGGAUCCCAGCCCAGGGCUCUUUCUACUCCACAGAGAUCUCCUUGGAGUCCGGGCCCCAGGCAGGGAGCAGAGGCGUCCCUGCCUGCAGCAGUCAGAGCCGGAAAGGGCCAAGACUGACGGAGGAGAGAGAUGUCAGAGAUGUCCCGACCUCCUGUCUCCCCUGGGGAGCCAGGAGGACGCUGUCACCUGCAGCCAGAGCCCCCAGAGGCCCUGCCCUCACCCACCUGUUGGGGGAGAAAGGAGGACGGGUUUGUAGUGAUCUGGGGCAGAGAAGAAAGUUCUUGAAUUGAUGUCUUUUGAUACCCUGGCUUCAUCGGGUAUCGCCCAGCAAACUAUGUGGGCUGAGCAUAGGGGGAGAAGCCAGAGACAAGAAAGCAGGACAGAAAAGGAAAGCCAGGCAAGAAGGUGGAGCAGGCGAGUCCUGCAGCACGAGGGGAGGUUCGCAGGCUCCGUGGCAUCUCCGUCUCUGCUGUGGCCAGCGGGUGGAUUCUACCUCCAAGCACACUGGGCCUCUGGGUCAAAGUGGGCUGGAAUCACAGAGGAUGUUUAGAACUGUGAUGUUUGCUUUAACUGUUCUCUUCGAGGCAGCCUGAAUCCAAAGACAAAAUGGAAAACUGAAAAGAACUCACUCUCCUUUGCAUGGUUGUGGUCAGACAUGCUUUCUCCAGGGAAGCCCAAGUUCCGAGUGACCCCGGGCCAGCUCAAGAUGGCUGGACUUUGGCCACAUGCCAUCAGGAACUGGCAACUGUCCUCGUCCUUCCAAAGAGCUCAGGGCUGUCAUGAUGGUGGACAUCUGGUUUGUACCAGACGUGGCCACAGGCCACCAGCCAGUCGCCCUCUCCUAGGGUCUGGGCUAACAAGUUUUGAGCCUCCUCGGGGGCUCUGCAAGACACGUCUGGAAAGAAAAGAAGAGGGUGUGGGAGGAACAGGGGGGCCAGGCAAAGCGGCAUCGCUCAGUCCACGCUUUACCAAAAGCACCGCGUCUCCCACAAGCAGCCAGCCUGUCUCCGGCCUCCUGUCUCCCUCCCAGCCCACUCAUUGAACUUGACCCCAUUGCUCAGCUUCUGAACAGCCUUUGUUGCCCACCUGCCCCAGACCCUGGGCCAGAAGCCAGCUUUAACCUGGGCCUGUGUCAGGAGACCCUCCUCAGCCCUGGUCGGCGGGCCAUCACGUUAGCGCCUAACUGAAUUCACAUCAAAGCCAAAGUUUCCCGAGCACUUUUCCUCCUUUGCAGUCACGUUGGGUUGAUCGGUGACAUUUUCAGACGCGCUUUCCCCCCUCUUGCCUCAGCCCCAUGUUUUGCAGCUGAGUGUUAAUCUGAAUGCUAUUUGAAUGAAGUUGGCAAGAGUGUCUUCCUCAGCCUCUGCCUUGUUGUUGUUUUUUAAUUUAUUGUUGAACAUUUCCAAUGAUCCAAUGAUCUGAAUCAAAGUGAAUAAAAGAGAGCUAUUUUAUUGUU